Lycium ferocissimum is the source of this 883-nucleotide messenger RNA. RefSeq lists its product as uncharacterized. The record is from RefSeq and is a predicted model, not a curated record. The coding region runs from base 80 to 793 and encodes 237 amino acids. Lineage: Eukaryota; Viridiplantae; Streptophyta; Magnoliopsida; Solanales; Solanaceae. The transcript is spliced from 2 exons.
UAACUAAUUCUUCUUCAUCAAGAGGAAAAGAAAAUAGGAACUCACUUUAUUAGAAAAAAGGUCAAAAAAGAGAGAAAAAAUGGAAUGGAGGAAGUGUUACUUGGAUGUACUAUUGGUGCCAUUAGGGUUUAUGAUAUGCAUGGGAUAUCAUGUUUGGUUGUGGCAUAAGGUUCGAACUCAACCUCUUAGUACUAUUAUUGGAACCAAUGCUAAUGGAAGGCGUUUGUGGGUUUCAGCCAUCAUGAAGGACAAUGAGAAGAAAAACAUCUUAGCAGUCCAAACACUGAGAAACACAAUUAUGGGAGCAACCUUAAUGGCCACAACAUCAAUCCUUCUGUGUUCUGGCCUUGCAGCUGUAAUAAGCAGCACUUAUAGUGUCAAAAAACCAUUAAAUGAUGUCAUUUAUGGGGCACAUGGUGAAUUCAUGGUGGCGCUAAAAUAUGUGACACUUUUACUACUUUUCCUGUUCGCAUUCCUUUGUCACACACUAUCAAUUAGGUUCAUAAACCAAGUGAAUUUCCUCAUCAAUUGCCCACAAGACAAUUUGGGAAUAGUGAGUCCAGAAUAUGUGUCAGAGUUAUUAGAAAAAGGAUUUACUUUGAACACUGUGGGCAAUAGGUUGUUCUAUGCAGCUUUGCCUCUAUUGCUUUGGAUUUUUGGGCCUGUGCUAGUGUUCUUGUGUUUUAUUACUAUGGUCCCUAUGUUUUAUAAUCUUGAUUUUGUGUGUUCCCAAGCAAAGGGUAAAAUGGACCCUUGUGAGAAUUGUAAUGGUGCUGAAAUUGUAUCUGUGUAAGAAAAGUGAUACUUGACUGAUGGGCUAUGUAUUAUUAUCAAUAUGAACGUUGUAAUUGAUAUAUAAUUGAACUUUGUCCAAUCCAUACUA